UAACGGCAUUACUAGACCAAAAUAAAUUGGAACAUUCCUACCAAAUUGAAUUUUAAUAUCAAACUAAAUAAUAAGUUUCUGACUUAAUUGGCGUUUAUCGGAUAUAAUGCCUAAAUGGCACUUGAACUGACCUAAUUGCCAUUCUUGAAUGAUUUUGAGUACUAUAUAUUUCCGACAAACUUUCAUAGGAGCACAGUCGUUUCUGAAAGGUUUCACGUUGAGCUUUUCGAUGUCGAAAAACUCAACGUGAAACCUAGAAGAUUGUGCAAAAAGAUGUCUCACCCAGAAGAUGAAUUUUCACGUACUCAAGUUGUUGUUAGUGCAUCCGAAAAAAAUUCAAAAUACAUCGAGAUUAUGGAAGAUAUACAUAAGGCGGUCAGUGAGUACGACUAUAAAAAAUUAUCAGAACUUAUUGAUAUUCCAAAUCAUUUUUGACAAACUCCGCUAUACCUAGUCAGCAGUAAUCCUUGCUUGGAGUGAACGAAGUUUUUGAUUGAAAAUCUGGCAGAUUUAUUAUACUACAGCCAUGAAAAACGGUACACACAGGCUUAGUUCUCAUUAAAAAGAAGGGUAAGUCAAAAUAUCUAGAUUUGUUACAUAGUUAUUUUUAAGUGACUUAAAAUUCUCUGGUUUAACAUAACAAACUCUUUUAACUAUAGUAUGCUUUUUUCGUGCAUCAAAUUAGACCUAAUUUUUAGGACUUUUGUUAAUGAAUGAAUGUUGUUUUAUAUUUUUUCGAGUACAUAAUAUUUGAAAGUUGAAGUUGAUAAAUAAUGUGGAUAAUGAUGAAUAAUUUUUUCCGAAUACAGACAUGUAUGUAUUACUCGUUCUUCAAUAAGGUUUGAAUCCUUAUUCAGAUUCACUAUUAAAGAGUACCAUUUGGGGAAGAAUAUUAUUAUUUUUUUUUUAUUUAGUGCCACUUCAUUAUCGAAAUAUACUUCUUUCAAAUUCUGCUCUAGUUUUUUAAUGUUAUGCAGUCAACACGAUAUUGGGCCGAGCUAGUAGAAUUGCAACUGCCAUUUUACAUAAUAAAUUUCAAUUAGGUCCGAUAUGUUCUUAGUGAAAUACAAUACAAUACAAACAAAGUUCAAUAUUUGGAAGAGACACCUAAGCCAAGCUUGUGUUGUGUAACUUCGUCCAAGAGUACCUAAUAAUAUGAACUCACAAAAAAAUUACACUAGGCAAGUUCAAUUGCGUGAAAAAAAAUUAAAUUAAUAAAAUAAUGAAAACAUACAAAAAUCGGAAUGAGAAAUCAAGAAGCAGGUGAGGCAGGGGAUGUCGGAAAUUAAUCUAAAACAAAUCCAUAAAAACUGCGAUAUUCUCCACCAAAACUAAUUUUAAUCUCUCAACUUUUCUUUUAGUACUUACAUCUCUCAAUGAAGUAGAUAAUAUAUUGAUGAAUUGAAAUAUAAGGUUCCAUGAAUUUUUGCAUACAGCAUGAAAUUGUUAGUAUAUAUUACACGUAAAAUUUCAACUGGGUGCGUGAAAUAUCUUGAAGAAUGACGUGACAAAAUGAUUAAAAGCAGUGUCGAGUUUACCCUUUGACCUAUUCUCGUCGAUUAUCUCAUUAAAAAAGGCAUACAAAAUGAAAACAUCUUGGAGUUGAUUAGAACAUAAUAUAAAACUUAAAUUAUAUUGUAAUGGUAAUAUAUAUCCAAAAAUUCAUCAUUUCGAAAUUAUUGGUGCUAGAACUUAGUGUUGAAGCAUAUUUUAUUUGAUUGGUGAAAUGGUUUCAGAGACGUUUUCAUUCUGAAUUUUUCAAAAUUUGAUAUAUCGAGUUUUGAGCCAUCAACAUUUUUUGAUAAUAUUCGAGGAAAAAAUUCAUUCAUGUAUUUGUAAAUGGUAAACAAAAUUCAACUGGCCGUUUAGUAAAUAUGAUCUUGUUUCUCUUAUAUUUUCAAAACUACGAAUUCGAUGGAAAAUUGACGAAGAAUAAAGAUCUGAUGGUGUUGAAAUUUUACAUGUGUACAAAAGAAUAGCCUUUUCAAGUUUAAUGCAGAAUUUUAUGUUGAUCGCGUCACCAAAUUAUAUUAAAUUCAAGCAGAAUAUGUUAGGACAAUGGCCCCAUAUUACGUAAAAACAGAUCAGCCUAUCUUGAAAGUCUUUUGAUAUUUGACAAAUGAAAACUGCGAUAAUACUAAAAAUGAAACGAACUCGCCCCAAUUUACUUUCAUCGACUGAAUUAUUGAGAUGAUUGAACAAUUUGAUAUAGAUAUUCCAAAUAUUGAAGUGAUACAUUACGAUACUGCUAAUUUUACCAAAAAUGUAACAUAUUUUGUUUUCAUGUAGAUCUCCCUAUCGACCUAAUGUUGUACGAAUUCGAAGAUGUCAAUGGGCCCUUAGAUCUUCAGUGCAAUACUGCAUUACAUAUGGCCGUAAAAAUUGCAAACGAAAGCACCAUGGUCAAAUUAUUAGAGAAAGGAUCUAAACCGAACAGAAAAAACUCUUCAGGGAUUGCUCCCAUGCAUGAAGCAGUGAGCCUCAAGUGUGACCUACUUCAAACCCUUCUCAAUUAUGGCGGAGACAUAAACCUUAAAGGUCCAAAUGGAAGAACACGCAUACAUCUGGCUGUCGUCUCUUGCAACAGACUGAUCAUAAAUUAUGUGUUGACGUUAUGCCCAAAUGUCAACAUAAAAGACAAUGAUCGCAACACUGCAUUAGCCCUCCUCAUCAAAAACCCCAAUUUACCUUUGGAUAACCAAAUUCGCAAAUUCAUCCGUGCUGGUGCUGAUCUAACACUUACAGAUCAGAACGGUUUGAACGUGUUGCACCGCUUAGUUUACAGUAAUCCAUUCAACUCACAACUAGAAGAAUUGAUUACGGAUAUAAUAAUCUGGGGAGUUGACUUAGAUGCGAAGAUAUCAGGAGAGCAAAACACUGCUCUCCAUUUAGCGGUGAACACCAGUUCACAAAGCAGCAACGACCUGGAGCAUUUUCUUCUCUCGAAAGGAACAAGUUUACUGAUGAAAAACAUUCAAGGGAGGAGACCAUUGGACUAUGCUGUUUUUGGGCAAAACAUAGAUAUUAUAGAAAUGUUGUUUUCGUUUGCUGUACGUAAAAAUUUCCCAGAGAAUGAUUUGAUGAUGGCUUACCAUCGGAACACGGACUUCUGUUCUAAUAUAUUUAAACUUCACAAUCUCUGCCAAAAUGAGUAUCGUUACAAUUGCCCAGAGAAUGAUUUGAUGAUGGCUUACCAUCGGACCACGGACUUCUGUUCUAAUAUAUUUAAACUUCACAAUCUCUGCCAAAAUGAGUAUCGUUACAAUUGCCCAGAGAAUGAUUUGAUGAUGGCUUACCAUCGGACCACGGACUUCUCUUCUAAUAUAUUUAAACUUGACAGUCUCUGCCAAGAUGAGUAUCGAAAAGCUGAAGAUCUUAAAGUGGCAUCAUCUUCCGGCUUGAACAUCAAAAAUGUAAUUCUUAUGAAUGAAGUCGAGCUAGCUAAAGUUUUAAAAUACAAGAGUGCCUCAUCGGAGAUUAGUAGUAAUUUCAAAAAUUUUCAAGCAUACCGUUACAGUUUAACGAAAUCAUACAAGAAUGCUGGGAAGAUAAGGACUGCUGAAGCUAUCAACUUCCUUCAGACACAGCUCAACGUAUCUCCAAAGACUUGGUGCAUCUUCUUCUGUCAAAAGAAGCAAAUUUACUCAAGAAAAACAUUCUAGACAGAAGGACUUCGCUGUACGCCCAGCGAAUUAUUUGAUGAUGGCUUACCAAAGGACCAUAGGCUUCUAUUCUAUUAUAUCGAACCUUUACAAGCUCUAUCAAUUCCUUUAUACGCAGCUGAACUAUGAAUAUAAAUCAACUGUUCUUUGCAUAGAAAUGAUAGUAAGUAAUUUUGAAACAGAACUUCUGAAAGAAUUUCACGAUACUAGUGAAUACGAAUAGAAACAAGAUCGCAAAAGCUACUAACUUUAUAUCAGUGCAUUUAUCUUUUUCAUUCGAUGGAUUUCACACAUGGAUGGAUUUUCAAAACGAAAACUGAAAAUUCGACUAUAAAAAUUAUCUGUACUUGUAAUCCGAAUAUGCAAACCCAAUUUGGAGUUUGGACAUACUCCGCUAUACCUAGUCAGCAGUAAUCCUUGCUUUCACCGAAGAGACUUGAGUUGAGGAAGAUUUCUCCUACUACCGCCAUCUUUUCUUUUUAGGAAAAAGGACCUAUCCUUUAUCGACCUAACGUUGUCGAAAUUCGAAGAUGUCAAUGCGCCGAUGGAUCUUCACGGCAAUACCUACUGCAUUAUAUUCCUACGCCUGUAAAAAUUAUGAACGAAUGCACCAUGAUCCAAUUACUAGAGAAAGGAGCUGAUCCAAACAGAAGAAACUCUUCAGGGACUGCAUGAAGCAGUCAGCCCCAAGUAUCACCUACUAAAACCCUUCUCGACUAUGGCGGAAGCAAAAACCCUAAAGGCCCAACGGGAAAAACACCAACCCAUCUGUCAGUCACGACUUGCAACACAGUGAACCUAAAUUAUUUGUUGAAGUCGGCCCAAACGUCAACAUAAGAGACAAUGAUCGUAGCACUGCAUUAGCCCUCCUCAUCAAAAACCCCAAUUUACCCUUGAAUAAGCAAAUUCCCAAAUUCAUCCGAGCUGUUGUUGGUCUAACACUAACGGAUCAGAACGGUUUGAACGUGUUGCACCGCUUAAUUUACAGUAGUCCAUUCAACUCACAACUAGAAGAAUUGAUUACGGAUGUAAUGAACUGGGGAGUUGACUUAGAUGCGAAGACAUCAGGAGAGCAAAUCACUGCUCUCCAUUUAGCGGUCAAAACCAGUUCAUGAGGCUGUAAAGACCUAGUGCAUCUUCAACUUUCGAAAGGAGCAAAUUUACUGACGAAAAACAUUCGAGGCAGGAGACCUCUGGACUAUGCUGUUUUUGGGCAAAACAUUGAUAUCAAAGAAAUGAUGUUUUCGUUUGCUGUACGUGAAGAUUACCCAGGGCAUGAUUUGAUGAUGGCUUAUUCAGUACCACGGACUUCUAUUCUAAUAUAUCUAAACUUCACAAUCUCUGCCAAAAUGAGGAUCGAAAAGCUGAAGAGCCUAAAGAGUCAUCAUUUUCCGGCUUGUUAAUCAAAAAUUUACUUCUUAUGAAUGAAGUCGAGCUUGCAAAAUUUUAAAAAACAAAAGUGCCUCAUCGGAGAUUAGAAAUAAUUCCAAAAAUUUUCACGCGUUGCGUUACAGUUUGAUGAAAGCAUACCAGAAUGCUAUGAAGAUAAGAACGGCGAAAGAUACAGCUAUCAACUUCCUUUAAACGCAGCUGAACUAUGAAUAUAAAUUACCUGUUUUUUGCAUAAAUGAUAUUAAGUAUUUUGAAACAGAACUUCUGAAAGAAUGUCUCGAAACUAGUGAAUACGAAUAGAAACAAGAUCUCAAAAGCUACUUACUUUAUGUCAGUGCAUUUAUCUUUUUCAUUUGAUGGAUUUCACACAUGGAUGGAUUUUCAAAACGAAAAUUGAAAUAUCGACUAUAAAAAAUUAUCUGAACUUAG
Messenger RNA from Harmonia axyridis, 5483 nucleotides. Its product is annotated as serine/threonine-protein phosphatase 6 regulatory ankyrin repeat subunit B-like. Bases 2307 to 3662 code for a protein of 451 amino acids. The record is from RefSeq and is a predicted model, not a curated record. The transcript has 2 exons. Gene Ontology annotation, molecular function: protein binding. NCBI's taxonomy places the organism in Eukaryota, Metazoa, Arthropoda, Insecta, Coleoptera, Coccinellidae. Gene Ontology annotation, cellular component: cytoplasm; nucleus.